AUGCAACUACUAACACUCUUCCCUCUGAUUUGCGCCCGACGUCAUACCCUCUCCUCCUGCGCGCCGCGCCCAUACCCCAACCUAACUACCUACCUAGGUAACCUCGGGCAUGUCAGCAAAGCCUUAGCAUGGAUGCAGUUCCAAUUACCUUUCAAACGCCAAGCCACAAGCGGGCCGAACCUUGACACAUCACAGCGGAGCACUACGGUCGUUAUUCAUGCAUGCAUACAAACAUAA
Pseudovirgaria hyperparasitica is the source of this 237-nucleotide messenger RNA. RefSeq lists its product as uncharacterized. The coding region runs from base 1 to 237 and encodes 78 amino acids. Lineage: Eukaryota; Fungi; Ascomycota; Dothideomycetes; Acrospermales; Acrospermaceae. The record is from RefSeq and is a predicted model, not a curated record. The transcript has a single exon.